AUGAGGCAAAUGGCGGCGGAAUCUACGUGGUCGUCGGUGUUCCGAAGGGCCAAGAGCGUAUGCUACAUCAUUGGGGUUUGGAUCCUCUUCCCACUGAUGUUCACCUUUGCACUCUACAGCCUCUUGGCGCCAGUCUUUUUCGACUACUCAAAGCAUCCGACGAGGCCAGACACGCACAAGAGCAUACCCGUCACGGGCACGCGAGAAAUGAUCUUUUCCGAGCAUGAAAACUACAUGAACCUCAGCCACGAGCACGACAUGCUCUGGAUGGACCUGCUCACCCCCAACGGCGGCUUCGUCAAGCGGCCCGACAGGCAUGGUGUCGAGCGCAAGAACGGAAUCUCCAUGUUUCAUCAGCUGCACUGUCUGGGCAUGAUGCGCGAGGCCGUCCAGAGCUUGACCGAGAGGCUUGCCGCGGCCGAGGCCGGCAUGUCGUCGUCGUCGUCGUCGCAUUCUUCUCGCAGGGCGGCUAUGGGGGGUUCGCAUGGUCUCCAUGACCCGGAAGCGGAGCCGGAUCAUUGGCUGCACUGUUUUGACUAUUUGCGUCAGGUGAGCUUUUGCAACUUUGUCUUUUAUUUUCUUUCCAUGAUUUUCCAGGUCAAUCUCAAUGCUUAUGAUGUUGAUUAG
This is a messenger RNA of Pestalotiopsis fici W106-1, 627 nucleotides long. RefSeq lists its product as uncharacterized. The record is from RefSeq and is a predicted model, not a curated record. The transcript has a single exon. The coding region runs from base 1 to 627 and encodes 208 amino acids. Gene Ontology annotation, biological process: mycotoxin biosynthetic process. NCBI's taxonomy places the organism in Eukaryota, Fungi, Ascomycota, Sordariomycetes, Amphisphaeriales, Sporocadaceae.